This is a messenger RNA of Pisolithus orientalis, 867 nucleotides long. Its product is annotated as Endoribonuclease L-PSP. Gene Ontology annotation, molecular function: deaminase activity. Lineage: Eukaryota; Fungi; Basidiomycota; Agaricomycetes; Boletales; Pisolithaceae. The record is from RefSeq and is a predicted model, not a curated record. Bases 211 to 660 code for a protein of 149 amino acids. The transcript has 5 exons. Gene Ontology annotation, cellular component: cytosol; mitochondrion.
CUGGGAGGAAAGGUGGCAUGAUGAGCUACCAUGCAGUCCAUCAUGCACAUGAGAUCUUGGCCAUUCCAAAUGUCAGAAUCUCUGGGCUUGUUCGGCUGCGCUGGGCCCACUGCCCAGGCUGGCUAGCCUGAGUCCUGACAGGAAGCUCGCUACAGUAUAAAGUGUCUGAUAAGGCCUCCUUUCGCAUCUUCAAACAACACCCUCAGUAACAUGUCUGACGACGGAUCAGUCGACACCAACGCAACUUGUGGUACGACAACCACCAAAGAGGUUGUCUGCACCCCCAACGCCAUCCCACCCCUCAGUGUCUUCUCCCAGGCCGUGAAAUCCAAAGGUCACGUCUACGUCUCAGGUUGCAUCGGAUGUGAUUCCGAGUAUCUGGUUGUCGAGGGGGGCAUCCAAGCACAGACCCGCGCAGCCCUCGAGAACAUCUCCAAGAUCCUCGAGGCAUCAGGGUCUGGCAUGCAGCACGUCGUCAAAGUCACCGUAUACCUCGUCCACAUGGCCAGAGAUUUCCUACACAUGAACGAGAUAUACGAACAAUUCUUCACACGUGAGACGAUGCCUGCGCGUACGUGUAUCGGUGUAUCUGCUCUCCCGAUGGGGGCAUUCAUCGAGAUCGAUUGUAUCGCCGAGGUCCUUGACACCAAGUCAUCUUGAUCGCUUUCAUCAUUAUCGUCAUUUUCCUCGUUCGGGCGUGGGUGUCGGCACCUCUGUUUGCGCGAUCGAGACCGCCCCCGCAUAGUGUCCUGAGCUCUAUGGAAUCUUAUUGCAUCAGUUGUGUACAAUUCCGGCACACACAUGUACAACGUGAUAUGGAUGUCUAUUGUCCAGGAUAUCUUGUCAUGAUUUGGAAUUCGAGACCGG